AUGGAGAACGAUACACGGACCCCACAAUACUCCACUGGAGACAAAACCUCGUUCGCAUACGUCUCGGCAAGAGAUCGCUGGCCUGUUAUCCUCACUGGGGCAAUCGAUGAUGUACACAGAGCGGUCUCGGAGGCAGAAGGCGAGGAAAAGCGAGCAGAAGGAAAGAAAAUCAUCGAGCAACUAGCUACGCUCAAAUACGAGUUACAGCACGAUAGGAAACUUUCACCUCUUCCAGAUGAUGGCGGCCGAGAUAUCCCCGGCUACAAUCAGGAAUUAACUCAGUUGAGUACGCCUUCGUGGUUCAACCUCCCUUGGCUCUACUCCGAAUGUUAUCUUUACCGACGAAUGGCAACAUCGUUCUCCCUCUCUAAACAUUGGAAAUACUACGACGUAUUUUCCCGACAGAAAAUGUCCACCUUCAAGUCAUCCCGUCCUGCCGUCCUCGAACUCGCCAGCCGAUAUCAUGAACUUAUCACACAGAUGUCUCACAAGGCAGAAAAGCCAGAACAGGAUAUUGAAGAAGCGGAAAAGAUGCUGUUCAUGGAGAUGUGCGAGAUCUGCCUUUGGGGAAAUGCUACUGAUCUCUCGCUCCUUACUACCUUGACAUACGAGGAUAUCCAAAAGUUACAAGGCUCGGAAGCACGAAAAGCGUCAGAAAAGAACAUAAUCAUUAAUGAUUUAGGCGCCGCGUAUGAGCUUCUAAAAAAAGCUAAGAAAGAAGGGAAGAAAGAGAGAAGAGUUGAUAUUGUGCUCGACAAUGCUGGAUUCGAACUCUAUGUCGACCUUAUCCUCGCUGGGUUCCUGCUCUCCGCUGGACUCGCCACGAGUGUUGUCCUCCAUCCGAAAUCAAUCCCUUGGUUCGUAUCAGAUGUUGUCCCCGGAGACUUCGCUGCCCUCUUGAAUGCAUUAGCCAACCCACAACCAUUCUAUACUACAUCAUCAGACGACGAUAAGAAUGCCGGCAAAACUCCAGCUCCUCUGUCGCAAAAGGAGGUUGAUGAGCUCUUCUUCUUGUUUCAAGAUUGGAGUAAGUUCCAUGCUGAAGGCCAGCUAAUACUGCGCCCGAAUCGAUUCUGGACAGAAGGUGGUAGCUAUUGGCGAUUACCGACCUCAGAUCCUACUCUGUACGAAGAUUUGAAGGAGAGCGAGCUUGUUAUUUUCAAGGGGGAUUUGAAUUAUCGAAAAUUGACCGCUGAUGCAAUGUGGGACCCGACAACCCCAUUCACUCAAGCCAUUGGCCCGAUGGGUCCUGGAUCCGGCGUCAAUGUUCUUGCAUUGCGGACUUGCAAAGCGGAUGUAGUCGUAGGGCUCAAGGCCGGUGAGGAUGAGAAAUUGAGGGCGAUGGAAGGCGGCGGUGGGGAUAGUGGUGCAAGAAAGUGGGCGUGGAGUGGGAAAUGGGCUGUUGUUUCUUUCUCUGGUGGAUCCUGA
Messenger RNA from Venustampulla echinocandica, 1428 nucleotides. Its product is annotated as putative venom protein 2. The transcript has 6 exons. The record is from RefSeq and is a predicted model, not a curated record. Gene Ontology annotation, biological process: DNA damage response. Gene Ontology annotation, molecular function: phosphatase activity. Gene Ontology annotation, cellular component: nucleus; cytoplasm. NCBI's taxonomy places the organism in Eukaryota, Fungi, Ascomycota, Leotiomycetes, Helotiales, Pleuroascaceae. The coding region runs from base 1 to 1428 and encodes 475 amino acids.